UUCUAACGUAGAACUAUUCAUCUUUCAACAAUGAGCGGAAGAGGUAAAACCGGCGGCAAAGCGAGAGCGAAGGCCAAGACUCGCUCCUCCAGAGCAGGGCUGCAGUUCCCCGUCGGUCGUGUUCACAGACUUCUCCGCAAAGGGAACUACGCAGAGCGCGUCGGUGCCGGAGCUCCCGUCUAUCUGGCGGCUGUGCUCGAGUAUCUGACCGCUGAGAUCCUGGAGUUGGCUGGAAACGCCGCGAGAGACAACAAGAAGACCCGCAUCAUUCCCCGUCACCUGCAGCUGGCGGUACGCAAUGAUGAGGAGCUCAACAAACUCCUGGGUCGAGUGACCAUCGCUCAGGGCGGCGUGCUGCCCAACAUCCAGGCCGUGCUGCUGCCCAAGAAGACCGAGAAACCCGCCAAAGCCAAGUAAACCGAGUCCGCCCGGUUUCUGAAACACAAAGGCCCUUUUAAGAGCCACCCAUUUUGUCAGAAGAAGAACGUUUUUCUAAUAUGAUUCUGUUCAU
Molecule: messenger RNA, 511 nt
Organism: Carassius carassius (crucian carp)
Lineage: Eukaryota; Metazoa; Chordata; Actinopteri; Cypriniformes; Cyprinidae
Product: histone H2A-like
Exons: 1
Coding region: 31-417 (128 amino acids)
Cellular component (GO): nucleosome
Molecular function (GO): DNA binding; protein heterodimerization activity; structural constituent of chromatin
Source: RefSeq, a predicted model, not a curated record